CACCGGUCGUAGCCCAAAAUACCCCCCUUCUCCUUUUCUUUUGUUCUUUUUUUCCCUUGGUCUCCAACCGUCUCCUUUGCUUUCGUUGCUCAAAUCCGGUGGAGAGUUCAGGAAAGACCCACACUUUCUCUCUUCCCCUUGCUUUCCCCAGCUUUACCUGUGGUUUCGUUGCGGAAAGGCCGGAUCUUUCGGUCCGGGCUGAUGCUCUUUUGUCCCGAGUGGGAAUGGGAGUGUGGGAAUCCAUACUGGGAAAGGCCGGGAGGAGGUUCGUCAAGCGCAAAGACAGCGAUGCCGGAGAGAACGGUCGAGCACUGGAACAGCCGCAAAGUUCCUUUUACAGUGAUUUUCAUACUUCAGAAGUAGCAAAACAUCAGCAACAAAGGUUAUGCGGUCCAUUUGUGGCAAUGACCUUUAAUUUCAUUGUUGCUGUUGGAAUAAUCAUGGCCAACAAAGUGGUGAUGGGCAAGGUUGGGUUUAAUUUCCCAGUUGCACUUUCUUUGAUCCACUAUGUAACUUCUUGGCUUCUCAUGGCCAUCUUCAAGGCACUCUCUCUACUGCCUGCUUCGCCUCCUUCUAAAGCCACACCAUUUUCUUCUUUAUUUCUAUUGGGUGCAGUGAUGUCUCUUGCCACAGGGCUCGCUAAUGUCAGCUUACAACAUAACAGUGUGGGUUUCUAUCAGAUGGCUAAGAUAGCUGUCACUCCAACAAUUGUUCUAGCUGAGUUUAUGAUUUUCAACAAGAAGGUUUCUAUUCACAAGGUUAUCACAUUGGCUAUUGUUUCAAUCAGUGUGGCUGUUGCAACUGUCACUGAUCUAGAAUUCAACUUUUUUGGUGCUUGUGUAGCAUUAGCAUGGAUCGUGCCUGGUGCUAUAAAUAAAAUUCUAUGGUCAAAUAUGCAACAAACUGGAAAUUGGACUGCUCUUGCGUUGAUGUGGAAAACUAGCCCAAUCACUAUAUUCUUCUUCGUAGCUUUGAUGCCUUUGUUAGAUCCACCAGGUGUUUUAUCCUUCAACUGGAAUUGGAACAAUGUGGUUGCCAUCAUCAUAUCAGCUUUAUUUGGAUUUCUCCUUCAGUGGUCUGGAGCUUUGGCACUUGGUGCGACAUCUGCUACUUCUCAUGUUGUUUUGGGGCAGUUCAAAACAUGUGUCAUUAUGCUUGGUGGAUAUGUAUUCUUUAAUUCUGAUCCGGGAAUGAUUAGUUUAUGCGGUGCUGUUGUUGCUCUGAGUGGAAUGUCAUUCUAUACUUACCUCAACAUGUUGAAGGAGUCAGCAGCAGCAAGUAAGAAGCUACUUCCAAAGCAAAAUUCAUUCUCCUUAAAACCCAAAUCAACCAUGGACGACCAGAAGGUUGGUAUGGAUAUUGUGGAUUCUGUUUGAGGGAACAACUCCAUGGAGCAAAGGAAGCAUUUGCUUGACUGACCAAGCUAACUUCUUUGUUUUCUUUUUCUUUUUGAUAAAUUUGUCUCGUCUUCUCUUUCUUUUUGAUAUUUUGCUUUUGCAAUUUUGAUAAUCAAGAUGAGGUCUUUUUUUUUUUUUAAGACCAGGUCAUGUUGUGGAAACAUGUUCUUUGUAUAUAAUUUUCCAUAUCAGAGAAUGUAGAGGCUUAUUGAUUAUCUUGUUCUUUCCUUGAUGAUGUCAUGUUGAGUUAGUAAUAAAACUAUUAACCGUCUUUGGGUUCAUUUAAUGCUUCCAAAAAUCUGUUAGGUUUGUGAGUUCUAUGUCAUUCAAUGAAACUGUUAGCAAAUGUUAUACAAUGUAGGCAAGCAAAUGUCUCAUUAUUUUUUCUUUGUUCUCCUCAUUUGUAAGCAUUCUAAUUGGAUACAUUAUUUGGUUGGCAGUAGCUAAAAUAAAUGAAAGGCUAAUUUUCAGAUAUCUGGCAAAAAAAAAAAUUCCUUUGAUAAAAUGACUUUCUUCCAUUUAAGAAUAUCAUAAUUCAUUUACUUAUUCCUACAAUCAAACAGGAUUUAUCUAUGUAUCAGGGGAAAAAGCUAAAAAAUCCUUCUCUAGUUCUCUUCUUGCAGCUAAAUGGU
Musa acuminata AAA Group (dessert banana) is the source of this 2029-nucleotide messenger RNA. RefSeq lists its product as uncharacterized. Lineage: Eukaryota; Viridiplantae; Streptophyta; Magnoliopsida; Zingiberales; Musaceae. The record is from RefSeq and is a predicted model, not a curated record. The transcript has 7 exons. Gene Ontology annotation, molecular function: antiporter activity; nucleotide-sugar transmembrane transporter activity. Gene Ontology annotation, cellular component: Golgi apparatus. The coding region runs from base 225 to 1376 and encodes 383 amino acids.